Molecule: messenger RNA, 633 nt
Organism: Sclerotinia sclerotiorum 1980 UF-70
Lineage: Eukaryota; Fungi; Ascomycota; Leotiomycetes; Helotiales; Sclerotiniaceae
Exons: 1
Coding region: 1-633 (210 amino acids)
Biological process (GO): protein histidyl modification to diphthamide
Molecular function (GO): metal ion binding
Source: RefSeq, a predicted model, not a curated record
AUGCAUAGUGCCGCAAAGGAAAAAAAAAGUAGAUAUCAAGAACACGAUCAAAAGACGACAGCAACAGCGAAGUUCAAACCCGAUGGAUCGAUGACUUGCACAUCUACAUAUUACGAGAUCUUAGGCAUCCCAUCGGCUCUUCAAAAUGAAACACACAUUCCGGUAGCAACUUUGCGCAGCGCAUACCGACGCGCACUUCUUCGGAACCAUCCAGACAAAUCUUCAGGCCAAGAACUUGGUCCUACAAACAAAACUCAAACCAUUUACACGAUUGAUCAAAUAUCCGUGGCUUUCUCUCAGCUAUCGGACUCCAAACUACGAGCACAAUAUGACAAGGAAUUGCGAUUGCAGAAUCGUUCAAUAAAUGGGGCUGGACAAAAAGAAGGAGAAGUUUUCCGAACGGGGGUCGAAGUAGUGGAUUUAGACGAUUUGAAUGUCGAAGAAGAAGAUGGUAUCUGGUAUAGAAGUUGCAGAUGUGGAGAUGAUCGAGGGUUCUUGAUUCGGGAGCAGGAUCUGGAAGAGGCGGCUGAAGAUGGCGAGAUCAGUGUGGGCUGUAAGGGAUGCAGUCUCUGGCUCAAGGUGCUUUUUGGUGUAAUGGAGGAUCUGCCGGACGAUAAGGUUUCGGGUGCAUAG